Messenger RNA from Sceloporus undulatus (fence lizard), 1820 nucleotides. RefSeq names its product P-selectin-like. Gene Ontology annotation, molecular function: oligosaccharide binding; sialic acid binding. Lineage: Eukaryota; Metazoa; Chordata; Lepidosauria; Squamata; Phrynosomatidae. Gene Ontology annotation, biological process: heterophilic cell-cell adhesion; response to cytokine; leukocyte tethering or rolling. The record is from RefSeq and is a predicted model, not a curated record. Gene Ontology annotation, cellular component: membrane; external side of plasma membrane.
GAAGUGCUGGCACCACAAGGCUGUGCAGAGGAAGGAGGAAGGAGAUGUGAUGCUGAUGCCUAUCCAUGCAAGGAGAGGCGUGCAAGGGAGAAAUCAGGGGAUCUGCAUUGAAGAUGGGUGUAACCAGUGGAAGAUUCUGGAGUAGAUGGGCAGAUGAACACAUAUUGCUGUUGGCUGUCAUCAGUUGGGGGCUCCUGUUUCUUGCAGAUGUGGAGGCCUGGACGUACCACUAUGGGGAUAAAUCAGACCUGACUUGGGAAGAAGCAAGGAUUUUUUGCCAGACCUGGUUUACUGACCUGGUAGCAAUCCAAAACCAAGAAGAAAUUGCCUAUCUCAAUGCUGUUGUGCCUUACUAUACAAAAUACUACUGGAUUGGGAUCCGCAAGAUUAACAACACUUGGACUUGGGUGGGAACCAACAAGAUCCUGACAAAGGAGGCUGAAAACUGGGCUUACCGAGAACCUAACAACAAAAGAGACAACCAAGACUGUGUUGAGAUUUAUAUUAAGAGAGAUCGGGAGGCUGGAAAGUGGAAUGAUGAACCUUGUAUUAAGAAAAAGCGGGCAUUAUGCUACCAAGCUUCUUGUUACCCUUCUUCCUGCAGUGAGCAGGGUGAGUGUGUGGAGACCAUUGGGAACUAUACCUGUCAAUGUUAUCCUGGCUUCUUUGGCCCUGAAUGUGAAUAUGUGAGGCAAUGUCAGGAAAUUGAGUCACCCAGAAAAGGAACAAUGGAUUGUGUAAACCCAAUUGGUGACUUUGCUUACAGCUCCACAUGCAGUUUUUCUUGUGACCCCGGCUUUCAGCUCAUUGGCGCCAAUAAUUUACAGUGCAGUGCAUCUGGCCAGUGGAGCUCCCAUGUACCCUUCUGUCAAGCUGUUCAGUGCAAGCCUCUGCAAUUUCCUACUCAUGGAAACAGCACCUGCUUCCAUAUUCAUGGGGAAUUUCAGUACCAGUCCAACUGCACUUUCCACUGCAAUGAGGGAUUUCUUUUACUUGGAGAAGAAAUGAUUCGGUGUACAGCACAGGGAGAAUGGACGAGUGCAAUCCCAGUUUGCCAAGCUAUUGAAUGUCCCAAACUGAAUAGUCCUAAGAAUGGAGAAUUGAAAUGUUCUCAUCUAUAUGGAGACUUCGAUUAUAGUUCCAAGUGUACCUUCUCGUGUAAUAAAGGAUUUGUUCGAAUUGGAAUGGAGCCGGUUCAGUGCACAGCCCUGGGCGUGGACCAGGAAACACCCUUGUGUGAAGCCAUACAGUGUCACAGUCUGCAGAGGCCUGAGAAAAGUCGAUGGGACUGCUCUCAUCCCCUUGGAGUCUUUGCUUUCCAUCCACCUGUGCAUUUGCCUGUGAGCCCGCGUUGCCUUAACUGGACAAAGGCAACCCACUGCUUAGCAACUGGGAACUGGAGUGCUCCCAUACCUAUAUGUCAGGCUAUCCAAUGCCCAGCUCUGGAAAUGCCAGACAAUGGUAAGGGAAACUGCUCUCAUCCCUAUGGACAAUUUGCAUAUAAUUCCAGCUGCAUCUUCUCCUGCAACUCUGGCUUUCAGUUAAUUGGAGCACAGAAACUGAAAUGCAUGGAUGAGGGGAAAUGGACAGGAGACGUGCCCAUCUGUGAAGCUUCCAAGUGCCCAGUGCUCCAUGCUCCAGUAAAUGGACAGUUAAACUGCUCUCAUCCUCAUGGACACUUUGCGUACAAUUCUACAUGUGCCUUCUCUUGUAAUACGGGAUUUGUACAAGUUGGAUUGGAGGUGCUUAAUUGUAUGGACCUGGGAGAGUGGACAGGAUCAGUACCAGUCUGUGAAGUUUCCAUUUAUCUUUCUUGGUGA